GGACAUCGGAGUACUAAAAACCACAAUUCUCUUGCUGACUUUUUUUUUGUCACAGUCGCUCCUUUCAUCUUACUUUCAAUUAUGCUAAUUUAGCUCCGGUGAAUUAAACCAAGACCAGUACUGAGUCGAGAAAUCUUAUCUCAACCGUUGUUGAAUUUCCAAUCCAUUGACGUAUCCCCCGAUUGACGGUUGCUACCUCACGUCAAGCCCCUCGUCUCGAACAUGGCGAACCGCCAUAUUACUAGGCGAAUACUGCUUGGCGCCGCAGUCUCGAUCUUCCUCCUCUUUGUGUUCUUCAUCCGACCUCAAGGCCCACCAAGCCCCGCGAUCCGAGCCCCCGGUCACCUAGAGAAAGCGUCUCAUUCAACAUUGACAAAGGAUGAUAUGGUCAAAGGCGAGGUGGUGAUGCCGAAGCUGGGCAAUGAGACGGCUAAGGCGGAAUUAGGGCGCGCUACGUGGAAGUAUUUCCAUACCAUGCUGGCACGGUAUCCAGAAGAUCCGACAGAGGAGCAACAAGAAACUUUGCGCUCCUUCAUUUAUUUAUUUGCACGAUUAUAUCCUUGUGGCGAAUGCGCCUCACAUUUCCAAGGUCACUUGAAGAAGUAUCCUCCACAAGUAUCCUCACGCAACGCUGCUUCAGGAUGGGGCUGCUUUAUUCACAAUGAGGUCAAUACUAUGCUCAAAAAGCCUAUUUUUGACUGCAAUAAGAUCGGCGACUUUUACGACUGCGGCUGCGCCAAGGACGAAGAAGUCGAAGACGAGAACGAUGAGCUCAAGAGUAGAGAUCAAGUUGACUCCAAAGAAAGUGAUGACAUUGCUACUAGUCAGCGCUUUGAGAUAUCCAAGGAACCGUGGGUUUCCCCCCCCCUUGCUUCGCCCCACAUCUCGCUACUAAGUUAGAGACUCACAACAUAUUCAGAACUACGCGGGGUUGAAUUCUAUCGCAUAUCUGUUCAGCUUUUGGUCUCGAAAUUAUUUCGCAGACACUCUGUUGUAAUUGACUUGGAUAAUGUCUUGCCCACGCGGGU
Messenger RNA from Aspergillus pseudotamarii, 1028 nucleotides. Its product is annotated as flavin-linked sulfhydryl oxidase ERV2. The record is from RefSeq and is a predicted model, not a curated record. Gene Ontology annotation, molecular function: flavin-dependent sulfhydryl oxidase activity; flavin adenine dinucleotide binding. The transcript is spliced from 3 exons. The coding region runs from base 223 to 900 and encodes 225 amino acids. Gene Ontology annotation, cellular component: mitochondrion. Lineage: Eukaryota; Fungi; Ascomycota; Eurotiomycetes; Eurotiales; Aspergillaceae.